Sesamum indicum (sesame) is the source of this 860-nucleotide messenger RNA. RefSeq names its product ribonuclease 3-like protein 3. Gene Ontology annotation, cellular component: cytoplasm; nucleus. The record is from RefSeq and is a predicted model, not a curated record. Gene Ontology annotation, molecular function: RNA binding; ribonuclease III activity. NCBI's taxonomy places the organism in Eukaryota, Viridiplantae, Streptophyta, Magnoliopsida, Lamiales, Pedaliaceae. Gene Ontology annotation, biological process: siRNA processing.
AGAAAUCAUAUGAUCAUGGGAGAAGAACAAGAAGAAAACCCUAAUCUUGUCAAGGAGAUCCAGUUGAUAACCGGGUACGGGUUCCACGACCCGAUUCUCUUACAACAAGCGUUCACCCAUCACUCCUACGAGGAGGGUUGCUCCUCCUUUGAGUGGCUCGCGCAUGUUGGGGAUGCAGCUCUGCAUUUCUUCAUUACCAAAGAGCACUACUUUCUGUACCCGGAUUUGGACCCGGCUAGGCUCACCAGACUUCGGGCUGCCAACGCUGACACUGAGAAGCUUGCACGUGCGGCUCUGAGACACCGGCUGCAUGAAUAUCUACGACAUAAUAUACCUUUGCUUGCAAUACAAAUAAAUAAGUAUGUGGAAGCAAUGGUGGAUUAUCCUUUGCAUUCAUCAGGGUUGAUUGAUGCUCCAAAGGUGCUUGCUGACGUUGUUGAAUCCUUGAUUGGAGCCAUAUACAUUGACUCCAAAUCCUCCAUCCAAACAACAUGGAAGGUGGUGAAGAAUUUGCUUGAACCAAUAAUAACUCCAACAACUCUACCGAUACACCCGGUGACACAGCUACAAGAACUGAGCCAGCGCCACGAAUUCACAGUGAAAAUGAGAGACUUGUGGAGGGAAACCGGAGAAAUUGAAUUCACGGUAGACUGGAGAGUUCCUUGGGAGAGCCAAAUACAGUGCCAAGAGAGUUGUGGCCAAAUUUAGAGCAACACUCAUUUCAUACCACAAGCUUGUUGAAAAGCAUCUAUAAUCUUUGAAUUCGUUUUUUGAGUGUUUUGUUGUGUUUUGUAGAGAUAGAGAGAAAAAAACAAAGAUAAAUAAGUGUGUGUUAGAGAUAGUAUAUAUGUUUGAAUUUG